Molecule: messenger RNA, 1712 nt
Organism: Eurypyga helias (sunbittern)
Lineage: Eukaryota; Metazoa; Chordata; Aves; Eurypygiformes; Eurypygidae
Gene: ALDH2
Product: aldehyde dehydrogenase 2 family (mitochondrial)
Exons: 12
Coding region: 175-1443 (422 amino acids)
Molecular function (GO): aldehyde dehydrogenase (NAD+) activity
Source: RefSeq, a predicted model, not a curated record
CAGAUUUUCAUAAAUAAUGAGUGGCAUGAUGCAGUCAGUAAGAAAACCUUCCCUUCUAUCAAUCCAGCAACGGGAGAAGUUAUCUGCCAGGUUGCUGAGGGUGAUAAGGCAGAUGUGGACAAGGCUGUUAAGGCAGCCAAGGCAGCUUUCCAGCUGGGUUCGCCUUGGAGGAGGAUGGAUGCUUCUCAUCGGGGGAAACUGCUGAAUCGUCUUGCUGACCUGAUCGAGAGGGACCGGGCUUACCUGGCGGCGCUGGAGACUCUGGAUAAUGGCAAACCGUACUCCACCUCCUACCUGGUGGAUUUGGACAUGGUAGUCAAGUGUCUCAGGUACUUUGCAGGCUGGGCAGAUAAAUUCCAUGGCAAAACCAUCCCAUUGGACGGGGACUUCUUCUGUUACACAAGACAUGAGCCGGUGGGAGUUUGUGGACAGAUAAUCCCGUGGAACUUCCCGCUCUUGAUGCAAGCAUGGAAACUGGGGCCUGCCCUGGCUACUGGGAACGUGGUUGUGAUGAAAGUGGCGGAGCAAACUCCGCUGAGUGCUCUCUAUGUGGCUAAUCUAAUCAAAGAGGCUGGAUUCCCACCAGGCGUGGUGAACAUCAUCCCCGGGUAUGGGCCCACUGCAGGGGCGGCCAUCUCUUCCCACAUGGAAAUAGAUAAAGUGGCCUUCACUGGCUCCACGGAGGUUGGGCACCUGAUCCAGAAGGCUGCAGCAGAGAGUAACCUGAAGAGGGUGACGCUGGAGCUGGGAGGAAAGAGCCCAAAUAUAAUCAUGUCUGAUGCAGACAUGGACUGGGCUGUGGAUCAAGCCCAUUUUGCCCUCUUCUUCAACCAAGGGCAGUGCUGCUGUGCUGGAUCCCGAACAUAUGUCCAGGAAGAUAUAUAUCAUGAGUUUGUGGAGAGGAGCGUUGAGAAGGCCAAGUCCAGGGUGGUUGGAAACCCAUUUGACUUUAAAACUGAGCAGGGGCCUCAGGUAGAUGAAGAGCAAUUUAAGAAGAUCCUCGGUUACAUCAGUACUGGGAAGCGUGAGGGAGCCAAACUGCUGUGCGGUGGCAAUGCCGCUGCGGAGAGAGGCUAUUUCAUCCAGCCAACUGUCUUUGGCGAUGUGCAGGACAACAUGACGAUUGCCAGAGAGGAGAUAUUUGGGCCAGUCAUGCAGAUUCUGAAAUUCAAAACAAUUGAGGAAGUCAUUGAGAGAGCAAACAACUCCAAGUACGGCCUAGCGGCAGCAGUCUUUACCAAAGAUCUUGACAAAGCGAACUACGUGUCACAGUGCCUGCGAGCCGGAACGGUUUGGAUAAACUGCUACGAUGUGUUUGGUGCACAAGCCCCCUUUGGCGGAUACAAAGCUUCUGGGAAUGGGCGAGAGCUGGGAGAAUAUGGUCUGGAGGCAUAUGUGGAGGUGAAAAAUGUGACUAUCAAAAUUCCACAGAAGAACUCCUAAAGGGCAGCAGCCCCUCCCUGCAUUUGGAAACACCUGUGCAGCUUCAUGUGAUACCAAGCAAGGAAACCUCUUUUUACACACACAAAACUUAGGUGGAAAAUAGGUAACUCUGCAUUAAGAAAUGAUUCUUUAGAAGGUGCCUGAAGGAGCUUUUGUAAAAAAACCCCACCAUUACUUGUCUUUCUCUUUUUAAAAUACCCAAUACAGUCACUUGAGUAGUAACGCAUUACACCGCUGUACUCCCGUUGCACUUGUGUCUGAUGGAUGUG